GUUUUUGAUUUGUUAUGGGGGACAUCAUCUAGGUCGGGACUGUAUAACACAAAUAUGAAAUCAAUGACACUCGGAAUUCGACUCUUAGCUGUUCGGAGUUCAUUCCUAUCACCAUUUUCAUCAUUCUCCCUAAUCAAAGUGAACAAUCCUUCACCAUCUCUCUCAAUCGGAAGCAUUUCCGCUCUCUCCGCCAGUCGCGGUCCUAGCUACAGUACCCAGUCACCAGGUAUCCGCAAGAUUCUAUUCAUCCCUCCCGGCGUCGAACCAGACGAGGUCACAAGUGACAUGAUAUUGCCCGGUUCCAACAUCGUAAUCGGACCUUACGCUGGCGAAUCGAAGAUCAAAGAAGUUGAAUUUGUUAAGAGCAGUGCUAAAGCCAAAGAUUGUCCCAGUGAUGACCGACCGGAGUUUGCUAUGUUAGGUCGCUCUAACGUGGGGAAAUCAUCGCUAAUCAACUCUCUUGUUCGCAAAAAAGAAGUGGCUCUUACAUCGAAAAAGCCUGGAAAGACUCAGCUUAUCAAUCAUUUUUUGGUGAAUAAAAGCUGGUAUAUAGUCGAUUUGCCUGGUUAUGGGUUUGCUAAAGCUCCAGAUGCAGCAAGAAUGGAUUGGUCGUCUUUCACAAAGGGAUACUUUCUGAAUAGAGAUUCUCUUGUUGGUGUUCUAUUACUAGUUGAUGCAAGUGUGCCGCCUCAAAAGAUAGACCUCGACUGUGCCAAUUGGCUUGGAAGGAACAAUAUACCGAUGACGAUUGUUUUUACAAAAUGUGAUAAAGUGAAGAACAGCAAAGGGAGAAGACCAGAUGAGAAUAUUGAGAAUUUCCAUGAAGUGUUAAGGGAGAACUACAAAGAACAACCAGCAUGGAUAAUGACAAGUAGUGUUAAUGGUUUGGGUAGAGAUGACCUUCUUUUGCAUAUGUCUCAGUUAAGGAACUUUUGGGACAACUGAACUCAUCAGGAUUGAGCUCACUCUUUUUCUUAUACCCAUCUUCGUUGUUUGCUUAAAGCAUUACCCACAUUUCUUUGUUUUAUCAAACCAUAUUUUGACCAUGUUGAAAUCUAAGUGUGCAAGGAAUUAUAUAUAUAAAUAUUCUAUUCUUAUCAUCUUCCCAAAAUA
This is a messenger RNA of Impatiens glandulifera, 1113 nucleotides long. Its product is annotated as GTP-binding protein At2g22870. The coding region runs from base 55 to 945 and encodes 296 amino acids. Gene Ontology annotation, molecular function: GTP binding. The transcript has 4 exons. The record is from RefSeq and is a predicted model, not a curated record. Lineage: Eukaryota; Viridiplantae; Streptophyta; Magnoliopsida; Ericales; Balsaminaceae.